GAUUACAACAUGCUCCGUGACGAAGACGUCGCCGCCCACGAGUACAUCGAGAUAGCCACGCUGUUCUCCCCCUUCGCCGAGGAGCUGUACCGGGAUUUCAACAGAACCAACACGGAGGCGUUCACCAACCUCCAGGAGUACCGGCUGUCUUGGAAGGUAGGUUAGCCGCGUGGACAGCGUUAACAGAAUUUUGUGUUCAAUUGCGCUCACUCACAGGAAGCCAGUGGAGAUCUUUAAGAACUGGUGUGAUGUGAUCGUCAGGGUCUAUUUCUUUAUUCGCGAUACAAUUGCGAUGCGUGCUGUAGUAUUUUGUACCAUCUGGACUCUCUGAAUUUGAUUCUGAGGUAAACCCUAAUGACGAUCUCUCCUCCUCAUUCCUCCACCGACCAUCUCUCCUCCUCAUUCCUCCACUGACCAUCUCUCCUCCUCAUUCCUCCACUGACCAUCUCUCCUCCUCAUUCCACCACUGACCAUCUCUCCUCCUCAUUCCUCCACUGACCAUCUCUCCUCCUCAUUCCUCCACUGACCAUCUCUCCUCCUCAUUCCUCCACUGACCAUCCCUCCUCCUCAUUCCUCCACCUACCAUUCCUUCCCUUGUUUGAAAUCCCCAACUUGCUCACCCCUCGCCUAAGAUUACUAUCUCGCCUUUCUUCUCUCACUCUUCACUGCUGUCGGCCUAUCCAUUGUCUUCGUUCUUAAACGCUACUCCCGCCCUUCCAUGGAUUUUCUUAUCCGUUCCAAAUGCUAUUUCAUGAAGAAUGGCGCCUCGAGGCCCUAUAACCCAAUCUACCAAACACAAUCACGACACAAUUCAAUGGAACUCGAAUGUCCCAAAACAGAAUUAAACCUGUCUGCAGGCAAUCUUUUGUGUGUGGCGGCGACCUCCGCUCAUACUAACAGACCUCAGUGUGCGACGCCCUUGCAUGAUUGAUAGCCUGCAUCGUGUUAUUUUUUUUAAUACGACUCGUUUUCUUAAGCUUUUUAAUGGAUGUUGUUAUUAUAGAUCAGCAGGUGGGCGAAGGGGCGACAAUAUGGGGCGUCAGCCUAAAGGGGGGUAGUUGUAAAUUAUCUUUAUAUAUAUAUAAAUUGAUGAAAUAAAAAAAGGAGGGGGGGGGCAUUUUUAGGCUUCGUACCGGCGCAGCUUUGCUCGGCACGGUCCUGUGUAUCAGGGACAAAUCGGACCGUUAACUUUGGCCCAUCUGUUUAAUCUGAGAGUGAAAGGAACUAAAAUGAUUCAUGUCUCUUUCUCUCCAAUCGCUGUGAAAAAAAAAGUUGGUAGAGUAUACAGCAAGCCAUCCUCAUGUAAGCUGAUAUUUAGAUGUCGUGGAUUACGUCACUUUCUCUCUCUCUGUGUGUGUGUACACGUGUGUGUGUGUUCGCUUCCUGAUUAAUCUCGUCAGCUCGAUAUUGUUUUGUUAUCAACUGUAGUAAUUUAUUUAUUAGUUUAUAAAAUUGGUCUUUUAAUAAAAAAAUAAAAUAAAAUAAAUUAAAGUCAACCAGCUUUAUUAAAAAUAAUUGUUUUCCCCAGAUCUAUGGUUGAAAUUGGUUGGGGGGGGGGGAAUUGCAAUUUGAAAUUCAUUACACCGGGUCAGAGCCAUCAACACACGUGAACUGUUGCAGAAAAAUUUACAUUUUGUGGACAAAAAAACCCCCAACAAAACACAAAAAAAGACAACCACCUAGGUACGAGGCUGCACCAAACGCCAAUGAAUGACAACGAUGGAGAUUUUAUGGUCGUGUUUACCAGAUUCAAUCAAACCUAUUAACUCAGUUGAUUUAUAACAACAUUACAAUUAAUAUAUUUUAGUCCUCUUUCCCCCCCCCCCCCCCCGGAACCCUAACAGGAAUAUAUUUCUGUUGUGAUAAGUUCUAAGAGUAAAAAUAAUAAUAAUUAAUUAAUUAGAUGUGAAUAACUUAAAAAAAAAAAAACCUCUGCUUUUAGAAUCUUUGUUUUGGCGAGGAGUUUCCCUGGUGACGUAAACAAGAAGCUCUUCCACACGGUCUUGAUUGAUGCAGCUGGUAGAAUGGGAAAUGUUUUUUUUUAAAUGGAUAGUUUCGAAUCAGUUAGAAUGGGAUGGCCAUGUGUUUGGGAGUUGGAUGCGAUGUGGAUGGGAUGUCGAUGGGUGAUUGGAUGGGAAGCUGAUGGGACAUGGAUAGGAAUUGGAUGUUAAGUGGGUGGCAAGUUGAUGGGACGUUCGAUGGUAAUUGAAUGCAAAGUGGAUGGGAAGUGAAUGGGUAUUGGAGGGGAAUCGGAUGGGAAUUGGAUGGUAAGUAGAUAGGAAGUGGAUCGGAAGUAGAUAGGAAGUGUAUCGGAAGUAGAUAGGAAGUGGAUCGGAAGUAGAUAGGAAGUGGAUCGGAAGUAGAUAGGAAGUGGAUCGGAAGUAGAUAGGAAGUGGAUCGGAAGUAGAUAGGAAGUGGAUCGGAAGUAGAUAGGAAGUGGAUAGGAAGUAGAUAGGAAGUGGAUCGGAAGUGGAUGGCAGUUGAAUGGGAUGUAGAUUGGGCAUUGGGAGCUAUUGCAGGAAGAGCCUAACGGAAACCAAUGGAAUCAGAUGGUAAGAUGUACAAUUAGAAUGUUUGCCUCUGCAUUGAAUAAGAGCCUCCUAUCAGGCAGAGGAAAUUUCUCCAGAGCCGGCGGCACACGGAAGCCGGGCGUUUCAAGAUUCGAUGAAACUGCUCUUAAAGGACAUCCACACAAAACACCACGGUCCACCACAAACUGGACAUCACUGUUCUUCAACUUGGUGUGUACGCCCCACAGGAGAGCGAUUUGAAGGAUAAUGGGGGGGGGGGCAUUUUGAACGAUAUGAGGGGAAAUAUGGGGGGGGGGGGAAAUUAGUCUCUAAGAUAGGAAAUGUUUGAAAUUUUAAAAAAAAAAAAAGUUUUUUCUGGGGGUGGGGUGGGGGGGGGGGAUGUGAGACUUGGCAGUUUAUGAAAAAAAAAGUUAACUACUGAAUUUCUUAGUGAUCUUUAAUGCAAUACAAAGUGUGUUUUCCUUAUUGUACUUGUAUCCCACAACGCUAAAUGUCAAGGACAUAGACUAAAUUGAAAUCCAAUCAUCCUGGCGGCAGUUUGGAUACCUUUUUUUUAAGCCCCUCUAUUAAGGGGGAGGGGGGAGGGACCCCAUUCAAGCUAAUUAGGUGUUCAGAUAAGGUCGGGACAAAAUAAAAGUUUAUGAAACAAACUGAUGCAUACGUCUUUGAUACGCUGCGGAGAAGAAAAAUUGUCCUUGGGUUAAGAUUUUAUAAAAAAAAACUAAAUAAAAAAAAACUAUUUUAAGCAGUUUUAAUAAAAUUAUGCUUCUUAGUGGAAUAUAUUAUGUUGAAUUUAUUCACUUGUACAUAAACUUUGGUUAUGGAAUAAACAUAUUUAAAAAAAGGUGUACGCAUUAAGAGCACAUUUCCAAAAUGAACGCAUUGUUGUGAGUUCCACUGCCCAUAUAAUCUCCCUGCUUAUUCUCCCACAGCAAUGUACGCGCCAAAACCCAGAUUCAUAUUCCUGGAAUUGAUCGAUUUUAGUGCUUCCAAGAAAGCGACCUUCUUUGCAAUCUUUAAAGUUUGACAUUUACCAGCAAUCAAUUUUUGUAUGUAACAAAGAUUCAACUCCCCCCCCCCCCCCCCUACCCUUUUUGUUGUGAGUUUUCACUCAAUUUGUACCGUGUACCCAAUGUGUACUCAAUCUGUGAUCAAUGUGUACUGUGCACCUAAUGUGUUGUCAAUGUGUACUGAGCACCUAUUGUGUACACAAAGUGUACUCGAUGUGUACUGUGCACUCAAUGUGUACUGUGCACUCAAUGUGUACUGUGCACUCAAUGUGUACUGUGCACUCAGUCUGUGCUGCAUGUGUGCUCCAUGUGUACUCAGUGUGUACUGUGUACCAGAUGUGUACUCAGUGAGUACCCAUGUGUACUCAAUGUGUACUGUGUACCAGAUGUGUACUGUGUACUAUGUACCAGAUGUGUACUCAGUGGGUACCCAUAUGUACUCAAUGUGUACUGUGUACCAGAUGUGUACUCAGUGGGUACCCAUGUGUACUAAAUGUGCGCUGUGUGCCAGAUGUGUACUCCGUGGGCACUCCAUGUGUACUCAAUGUGUACUGUGUACCAGAUGUGUUCUCAGUGGGUACCCAUGUGUACUCAAUAUGUACUGUGUAUCCAAUCGUCGUAAUGAAUCAUUCCACUCAUACUUCAAAAAAGAAAAAAAGAUUAAUUAAAAAAUUAAAAAUUCCAUUCUUUAAGAUAAUAACAUUAAACAUUUAAAAUCUCAUGCUCUUUAUCUCUCGGUCACUAUCACUGUAAACAUCAUCAUUAGAACAUUACUCUCUAAUCUACUCGCGGUCACGUUUAGCCGUUCCUAAAUGUAGUCUUCACUUAUUCUUGAAGAACUCCACUCCAUUUACAGGUGAACAACUUCCCCAACGCCAGUGCUGAAAAAGGCCGGAAGUUCCAUAAGAGCGUCAUGGAGUACUUCAACAUGUUGGCCAGGAUCAACCGGGAGCUCAGUAAGAAGGUAAACGAGACAUUUUUUGGCGCGUGGACCGUCAUUAGUCAGUGUUAGUUAAAUAUGUUUUACGAGACAUGAUGAAUGAUAUGAUAUCGUAUUAGGAGGUAUUUGUAGUUUGCGAUCAUUUUUCAUACACAGUACCUUCAAAGUUGUGGCCAGGGUCGGGCGAAGAGGCGGACGGAGGGCGCCAAAUUCGCCGUUUUUCAUGCAAUAAAUGUGUAUGUGUUUGGGUGAAAAGAAGGCCGAAUCUAGGCUUUGAGUAGGUUUUGUUUGCCGCGGCCUGGUUUGGGAUAUCUAGCCUACCAAGCCCUGACACUUUCACAUGCCACCAUUAUCAUGGAACUUUCAGUCAUCAGUUUUUGGUUAGCUGAUUCAGUUCCUCCGUCGAAUUCGAACACGACAUUAAUGUUAUCGUAUUCGUGCUGGUUCUGAAUUAGGCGGUGAACUAGCGAUAUCGGGAGAACACAAACAUAGCACUGCAGUUCAACCCAGUGCACCCCCCAAUGACCCACUGCAGUUCAACCCAGCGCACCCCCAAUGACCCACUGCAGUUCAACCCAGCGUACCCCCAAUGACCCACUGUAGUUCAACCCAGCAUACCCCCAAUGACCCACUGCAGUUCAACCCAGCGUACCCCCAAAACCCACUGCAGUUUAACCCAGCGUACCCCCAAUGACCCACUGCAGUUCAACCCAGCGCACCCCCAAUGACCCUCUGCAGUUCAACCCAGCGCACCCCCCAAUGACCCACUGCAGCUCAACCCAGCGCAUCCCCAAUGACCCAACACUUCCUUUGCAACCUCCCAGGUCCUCGACAAGGUCGACGCCGAGAUCACCACGUCAAUCAACAUGAUGGUCGUGGCCUGCCUGGUGUUCAUCUGUGUGCUCAUCAUGACGCCGAUACUGGUCAAACUGAUGCACACCUUGACCAUGUCCAUACAGGUAGGCAGCUCGUGCUAUCAGUUUAAACUCGGGCCUCGAGUCUGGCAGACGAAUGUCAGCUUUAGUCUUUUUUUUUUUAAUCAUACGCCUUUGAAAACAGUGUGGGUUUAAUUUUUACAACCAAAUGAAAAAGUCUGUGAAAACUAUAUUAUUUUUUUAGUUAAAAAAGUGAUAUGUAUAGACAUUUGAUUAGAGGAUUUGAUAUUUAUCUAUUUCUUAAAUAGUAAUAAGAAAAAAAACAACUCAAUAAUGUAAUGCCUAGUUCCACAGUUAGAGUAAAGAAUAUUGAAAGGGAAACAACAAUGAAAACACUUUUAAAAGCAAAGACUUUUUAUUUCCCCUUUUCUUAAAUGAAUUAAGUCAUUUUGGAAUAAAUUUAAAGCCUAAGAAAAAAGCACAGUGCUAAGCGCACAGUUAUAACAGUUGUUCAUAAGGUGAACAUCUUAUUACAUUUGUAAAAAAAGUAUCAGUCUCAAAUAUCUUGUAAUAUAAAAAUUUAAAAGAACAUUUAAAGGUAAACAACUGUAGAAUUAUUCACAUGAUCUGUCUUACCUCCCUUGUCUUCUUCUCCCAGAACUACGCCAUUGAGGCGUCUCACAAAUCCCAACAGCUCAUAAUAGAAAAACAGAGAUCCGACAGCUUGUUGUAUCAGAUGUUGCCCAAAUCUGUGGCACAGCAGCUCAAGAUGCACAAAACCGUCAACGCUGAAUUCUAUGACCAAGUAAGUCUCCAUAGAGCUGAAUUCUAUGCACAAGUAAGUCUCCACAGAACUGAAUUCUAUGACCAAGUAAGUCUCCAUAGAGCUGAAUUCUAUGCACAAGUAAGUCUCCACAGAACUGAAUUCUAUGACCAAGUAAGUCUCCAUAGAGCUGAAUUCUAUGACCAAGCAAGUCUCCAUAGAGCUGAAUUCUAUGACCAAGUAAGUCUCCAUAGAGCUGAAUUCUAUGACCAAGUAAGUCUCCAUAGAGCUGUUUUAUAUGACCAAGUAAUUCUCCAUGGUCCUGAUUUCUAUGAACAAGUAAGUCUCAAUAGAACUGUUUUAUAUGACCAAGUAAUUCUCCACGGUCCUGAUUUCUAUGAACAAGUAAGUCUCCAUAGAGCUGAAUUCUAUGACCAAGUAAGUCUCCAUAGAGCUGUUUUAUAUGGCCAAGUAAUUCUCCACGGUGCUGAUUUCUAUGAACAAGUAAGUCUCCAUAGAGCUGAAUUCUAUGACCAAGUAAGUCUGCACAGAGCUGAAUUCUAUGCACAAGUAAGUCUCCACAGAACUGAAUUCUAUGAACAAGUAAGUCUUCAUAGAGCUGAAUUCUAUGACCAAGUAAGUCUCUAUGGAGCUGGAUUCUAUGAAAAAGUAAGUCUUCAUAGAGCUGAAUUCUAUGAACAAGUAAGUCUUCAUAGAGCUGAAUUCUCUGACCAAGUAAGUCUCCACAGAGCUGAAUUUUAUGACCAAGUAAGACUCCAUAGAGCUGAAUUCUAUGACCAAGUAAGUCUCCACAGAGCUGAAUACUAUGACCAAGUAAGUCUCAAUAAAGCUGAAUUUUAUGAACAAGUAAGUCUCAAUAGAGCUGAAUUCCAUGACCAAGUGAGUCUCCAUAGAGCUGAAUUUUAUGACCAAGUAAGUCUCCACGGAGCUGAAUUCUAUGACGUAGUAAGUCUCCACAGAACUGAAUUCUAUGAACAAGUAAGUCUCCACAGAGCUGAAGUUGAUGUAUUAAAACUCAUUAUAUGUAUCAACAUUCUUCAAACAUACCAUUUCAUUAAAUUUCUUCAAAUUCUUUAAAAAUUAUAUCAUUCCUUGUUUGAAUACAUCAAAGUUUGUUUCAUUAACUGCUGGUCUUGUUUCCCUCCAGGUGACGUUAUUUUUUAGCGAUAUCGUAGGAUUUACAAAAAUCUCAGCUGCUAGCACACCUCUUCAGGUAGGUGAAAGGUCAAUGUUGGUCUUUUUAAAAUCACAACUGUUGCGUGGCUUCUUUUUGUUGUUGUUGGUGGCAUUGUUGUUGGUGGUGUUGUUGGUGGCAUUGUUGUUGUUGGUGGCAUUGGUGUUGUUGGUGGCAUUGGUGUUGCUGUUGUUGGUGGCGUUGUUGUUGUUGGUGUUGUUGUUGUUGUUGGUGGUGGCGUUGUUGUUGUUGUUGGUGGCGUUGUUGUUGUUGGUGGCGUUGUUGUUGUUGUUGUUGGUGGCGUUGUUGUUGUUGGUGGCGUUGUUGUUGUUGUUGUUGGUGGCGUUGUUGUUGUUGGUGGUGUUGUUGUUGUUGUUGGUGGUGGCGUUGUUGGUGGUGGUGUUGUUGUUGGUGGUGGUGUUGUUGUUGUUGUUGUUGGCGUUGUUGUUGUUGUUGGUGUUGUUGUUGUUGUUGUUGUUGGUGUUGUUGUGGUUGGUGGCGUUGUUGUUGUUGUUGUCGGUGGCGUUGUUGUUGUUGGUGGUGUUGUUGUUGUUGUUGGUGGUGGCGUUGUUGGUGGUGGUGUUGUUGUUGGUGGUGGUGUUGUUGUUGUUGUUCAUACACGUGAUUCCAGAGAAUCCCAUAAUGUUUGUUAGUCCAUCAAGAUGGUCUAGAGUCUGGUGUAACAUCAUGACAUACAGAACUCCUGUUAGAAGCAAUGUCACGGGUACUUAAUGUAACGCACAUCACCUGUGCCAUAUAAGUUGUGUGUUUGACACAUGCCAUCUGUGCCGAAUAAGUUGUUAUCUUUUUGACACAUGUCAUCUGUGUCAUUUAAAUUGUUAUCUUCUUAUACAUGUUAUCUGUGCAAUAUAAGUUGUUAUCUCUUUUCACGCAUGUCAUCCAUGGUAUUGUAUUAUUGACAAAUGUCAUCUCUGCCAUCUAGGUUGUCGUCUUAUUGAAUCAACUGUAUCAAAUAUUCGAUGACAUCCUGGACCACUAUGACGUGUACAAGGUGGAGACGAUCGGCGACGCCUACAUGGUGGUCAGCGGGCUGCCCAACAGGUUAGCCAAAUAACUGGACGGUCUUGUGACAAUGUCAUUUGCUGGCUUCUAGGCGCAGGUUUAGCAUCUAUAUCAGUGGUUCUCAAGCUUCCUAAUGCCGCAACCCUUUAAUACAUAUCCGCAUGUUGUGACCCCCAACCAUAAAAUUAUUUUCGAUGCUAAUUCAUAACUGUAUCUUUUCCCAAUGGUCUUAGCCGACCCCUUUGUAAGGAGGAAUACAUUCUUUGACCAAUUUAACACGUUAGCUUCCCCCAAAAGCAACUGGAUGAAUAACAUGGACUUAACGUCUGAAGUUACCUCUCUUGUGGUCACAUUUCAGGAACGGUAGUACCCACUGCGCUGAGAUAUCCCUGAUGGCCAUUGAGCUGCUGAAGACCACCAUAGACUUUCACAUUCCACACAUGCCCAGCAGGACGGUAGAACUAAGGAUAGGAUGCCAUUCAGGUGGGUCAUGUAGGUCGUUCAGGUGAUUCAUGUGUGUUGUUCAAGUGAGUCAUUCAGGUGAGUAAUGUAAGUGAUUUAGGUGAGUCAAGUAGGUCAUUCAGGUGAGUCAUUCAGGUGAGGCAUGUAAGUCAUUCAGGUGAGUCAUGUAGGUCAUUCAGGUGAGUUAUUCGGACGAGACAUGUUAGUCAUUCAGGUGAGUCAUUCAAGUGAGUAAUGUAAGUGAUUCAGGUGAGUCAUGUAGGUCAUUCAGGUGAGACAUUCAGGUGAGGCAUGUAAGUCAUUCAGGUGAGUCAUUCAGGUGAGUCAUGUAUGUCAUUCAGGUGAGUCAUUCAGGUGAGACGUGUAAGUCAUUCAGGUGAGUAAUGUAGGUCAUUCAGGUGAUUCAUGUAUGUCAUUCAGGUGAUUCAUGUAUGUCAUUCAGGUGAUUCAUGUAUGCCAUUCAGGUGAUUCAUGUAUGCCAUUCAGGUGAUUCAUGUAUGCCAUUCAGGUGAUUCAUGUAUGCCAUUCAGGUGAUUCAUGUAUACACUGGUAGGAGUAGUAGAAACUGCAAACAACUUUAAAGACUAAUAAGAUCAUUAUCCUCUUUCUAUGAAAAAAAAAAAAGCUUUUUCAAUUGAACAGAUGUUUUCAUUGUAUCAACAUCUAUUCAUGUACAGAGUAAAUUAUUGCUAGUUUGGUAUUAAAUUACGCCAUUGACAUCACAUUAAGCUAUGUAUACAUUUUUAAUGUGUCAUCUUGUUCCCAGGUUCUGCCGUGGCAGGUGUCGUAGGGAACAAAAUGCCAAGGUAUUGCCUGUUUGGAGACACCGUCAACACAGCCAGUCGAAUGGAGUCCCAUGGCAUGCGUACGUCAGACAUCCUUCAAACAUUUUUUUAAAUAUUAAUUAGCAAUCACUUUAGGGCAGUGGUUGGGCGAACGCAUGAGUCAAAAGGCCCCCCCCCCCCAAAACAAAAUUAGCAGCAGGACAUUCACGGGUCACUAAAGAGCCGCAUGGGGCUCCCGAGCAGCAAUUUGCCGAUCACUGUUUUAGGUGACCUCAAGGACUGUCAUCGAUUAUCCACGGGAUAUUUUAGGGAUGAAAUCUUUAUUAAAUAAUAAUUCGAAUAUCUUUCAUUAAAAAAAAACAACCCCCGAGAAUGUGUUUGAUAAUUUCAAAUGACUUUCUACGCCGCGGUCCCUUUAUGUAAGAUCCACAAUGUAAGGUCACCCAUUGUGAGGUCAUUUACGUAACGUGACCUAUGUAAGGUCAUCCAUUUAAGGUCAUCAAUGUAAGGUCACCCGUGUAAGUUCACUUACGUAACGUGACCUAUGUAAGGUCAUCAAUGUAUGGUGACCUAUGUAAGGUCGCCUAUGUAAGGUCAGCCAUAAAGGGGGAUAAUAAUGGAAGGUCGCCUAUGAAAGGUCACCUAUGUAAGGUCACCUAUGUAAGGUCACCUAUGUAAGGUCACCUAUGUAAGGUCACCUAUGUAAGGUCACCUGUGUAAGCGUUCAAAUUAGCUGCAUAUAAAGUCGUGUGUAAAAUCAUGUUUCCGGUUCUCCAUUUAGGUAGGUCGGGUGUCCUAACACCGUUAAAUCGGAGGACCUGUUCACCGUCCCACUGAUACUGAGAGAGGUCGGGUCCACUGUCCCAUAAAAAUUGUUCUGGGCCUGGGCUUAUAGUUUUUUUUUUAAAAUAUGCUCAAAUUCCUGUGCAUGCUCCACUUAUCUUAUGUGCAAAAAACAGAAACAUACAAUUAACUAUUUAAAAUGAAGAACAAUUUGAAUCAAGUUAUUAGUAUUCCCAUUGGAAGUAAGUGCUUACAUUUAGCUCAUGAAACGGUCAAUGAUGUCCAGGUCUACACAUGUCCCUGCUUCCCAGGCACCUGAACGAAGGCCAGGCGGGCCCGGGCUAAGCACCCCCGGUAGGCUGACUAUGGCCCGCAGUUUGAGGGCCCCUGAGCUAGAUUUUUUUGUCUUUCUUAACUAUAUCAUUUCAAUUAAUUAUUAAUAUGCUCGCUGUAGCUCGCAAAACAAUGGCCACGAUCAAUGAACUAACUUCCCAUCUACUUUAGUUACUUGACAAAACACGUAUUCAAGUAACGCUCUUGCAAGAUUCCCAAUUAGAGCCACCCCCACCCGCCCAUACGCCAACGCCACUGAACUCUUAUUAAUGAGACUCGUUCCGUCAAACAAAAGGAAAUAGUAUGCACCAAAUGCACUAACGGUUUUAAAAAAAAAAAUCUCAUUUAGUUUAGUUAUCGGUAGUUUGUUUUUGCGCGAUAUAGAGUUAGUGACCGGACAGUGUUACAUAGAGACUAAUGUAUUUUGAUGAUAAAGGUGCUGGACAUGUUUGGUAUACCCGUUAAAUGAUUAAAUGGAUGCAGACGUUACACAUCUUUACAAUUCUAUUUCAGCAAACAGAAUUCAUAUAAGUUUCACCAUGAAUGCACUGCUGAUGAAAAUCAAAGGGUUUACAACGGAGAGACGGGGCAUCAUUGACAUAAAGGUAUUUUAGCACUGUCGUAAAGGUAUUUUAGCAUUGUCGUAAAGGUAUUCUAGAUGUUGACAUAAAGGUAUCCUUAGACAUUGACCUAAGAGGUUUUUCUAGAUGUUGACUUAAAGGAAUUCUAAGCAUUGAUAUAAGGUAUUCUAGAAAUAAACAUAAAGGUAUUCUAGACAUUGAAAUAAAGGUAUUAUAGACGUGGACAUAAAGGUAUUAUAGACAUUGACAUCGGUGUGCAGUUCUCAUAAUAUCAUAUUCAUGUGUUCUUGAACCCAAAAAGUCACUUCAGAUUCUGUAGCAUAUUGUUCUACUGAUAGUCGAUUUAGCAGAACCCAGAACCGUAACAAUAGGACAUUGAUCCACCGUGCGUUGGUAUAGCAGUAAUCAAUAAUAUGAUCAUGACCAGGACCUACUUUAAACAAUAAUAAAUAUUUAUGUUUAUAUUGCAGCUAGACCCGGGCUGUGUUGUCAGCAUUAGUUUUAUUUAUUACAAACAAACCCCUUGAAAAUAAAUAUGUAUUUCUGUUGACACAGGGCAAAGGUCAGAUGGAGACCUACUGGCUGCUGAGCACGGACAGGCCUUUAAUGACCUUGGCCAGCAACGGCGUGGCGUUGCCGGACAUCACGAGGGACAGCGUCGUCGCCAAGGUGAAACACCACAACUCCAGCUUCCACAGGACGGCCUCGGCCGGAUCAUCGCCGACACUGGCGGCCUGGGAGGACGACGACCCCACGUUAUAGAUGGACGAGAGCACCUCCCCCG
This is a messenger RNA of Lymnaea stagnalis (great pond snail), 12065 nucleotides long. The record is from the annotation of a GenBank genome assembly. NCBI's taxonomy places the organism in Eukaryota, Metazoa, Mollusca, Gastropoda, Lymnaeidae.